UGGAAGUGCAAUGAAAGGAAAGAGAGAGAGAGAAGAGAGAGCCAGCAUUUCAUAAACCACUCACUCCAAUUACUCUCUUUCUUCUUCUUCUUCAUCUUGGACUUGCUCUUAACUUUCCUCUUCAGCCGCCUCAUCCUUCAACCUUCUUCUUGGUCCUUACUCUAACCCUAUUCUACUCCUAUUUCUUUUUCUCUCUCUUUCCUUUUAAGUUCCUUCAAAAAUCUCACUGCACUUCUCAAGGCUUCUCCACUCUCAUCCGAUUGAGACCCUUCCUUUUUGGACUUUCUACACGUUGCACAUCAAUACACGAAUCUCCCAAUUUUCCACACCUCUCCUACUCUUUUUCCUUAUACUCACCACUUCAAAACAUCAAAUUUUCUUCUCUUUCAAGAUCCUUAGAUUUCCCAGAAUCGAUCCUAUUCAAUUAAUACCAUUUACACACUCGUUACCUAUUCUUCAAAGUUUUUUAUGGAACUUUGAGAUUCCCGGUUCUUCUCUUUUUUAAUUGCGGGUAGGUGGGAACUCAUGCACAAGGUAAGUUGCCACAGUUUUUCCAUUCUAGAUUCUCAGAUACAUUUUGCAGACACGUACCAUUCAAAUACAACCCCUCAAAUCUCAAACCCCCCCCACACUUUUCAAUCGUACGUCCCCAUAUUAACUGCAUGCUCCUCCAAGCCGCCACCAACUACUACUACUAUAGUUUCUAGAAUAUAAAUACAAAACAACACAUCUCAAAAACACACACAUACUCCAAAGUCAAAAGGGUCGAGAAAAAUAUACAAGAGAUGGAGCAAGGAGGUGGAGAAGGAGGUGACAUGAAUAAACUACCUCAGGAUUCGAGUAUGAAGGAGAUGCAACAAGGGGAUGCACAGCCUCAGGUUCAGGCCCCUCAACAACCCCAAAAGUGUCCUCGAUGCGACUCUCUCAACACCAAAUUUUGCUAUUACAACAACUAUAGCUUGUCACAGCCUCGUUACUUCUGCAAAACAUGCAGGAGGUACUGGACUCAAGGUGGAACCUUAAGGAACGUUCCCGUCGGUGGUGGUUGCCGCAAGGGGAAGCGCGCCAAGAGUUCCAAUCCAUCAUCGUCGGAGAAUUCCUCUUCUCGGUCGCUGCCGCAACAACAACAAUCACAAGACGUGGUGGUUCAAACCCAACCACCACCUUUAACAACGGUGGUGAGGGCUAAAGACCCUUCUUCGGUUUUGGCUUCACCUUUGUACCAAAGUGGUGGGUACUUGUCUUCUCUGGCUGCUAUGCAUUCGCUCAAUCCAUCAUCACAUCCUUUUGAUCAGUCUCUGAACAGUGACGCCUUGCGUUCUUCCAAUUUGGGCCUUCUAUCUGGUUUCAAUGUUCAGCGGCCAAUUGGAUCGAUUGGUACAAUUCGUCCGGCGCAAUUGUAUCAAAUGGGCAGUGGUCAGAGGGAGGUGGCGUCUCUCUAUGAUCAAGGUUUGGUUAAUCCAUCCUCCAGCAUGGCUAAUACCAAUACCAAUAGCAGUGGUGUUUCUCACCAUGAUUGGCCUCAGAUCUUCAUCAGUAAUAAUACUAAUGCCGGCAACAGAGCCUCUGAUGCGUCUUUGUGGAGCACCAUCAGUACCACUAUUGGUGGUAACUCCGAGAGGACUGGUGCUGGUGCUGGUACUGUUUCUGGGUCGUCUUUGGUUCAAAAUCAAUGGCCUGAUAUUCCAGGGUAUGGCCCUCCACCGUGAUUUCAUUCGCCUGUUUCACCUUGAAAUCCUGAAAGCUAAGGCACGGUUCUGAGCAAUUGAUUUGUCUUUUCAUCAGCUUCAUCUGUUUGAUGACUUUUUUUAGGUAUAUGAUCUUGUAGCAUAGGUUCAUAGCAGGUGAAUUGGUCUUAGUUGAUUGUGCAAACAUUGGACUCUAGAGAAUUUUGUGCUGUUGGUGUAGUUGCUGUAAUCGGUGAUCAACCGUAACAUUUUAUUUCUUCCUUUGUCAUAGAUAGUUGAAUAGAGAAUUUCUGGGUUGGGUCAGGUUGUUUCGGAACUUUUACAUAUAAUAUAUUUCUAAUUACACACAGUUA
Messenger RNA from Vigna angularis (adzuki bean), 2041 nucleotides. Its product is annotated as dof zinc finger protein DOF1.1. Lineage: Eukaryota; Viridiplantae; Streptophyta; Magnoliopsida; Fabales; Fabaceae. The coding region runs from base 786 to 1709 and encodes 307 amino acids. The transcript has a single exon. Gene Ontology annotation, molecular function: DNA-binding transcription factor activity; DNA binding. Gene Ontology annotation, biological process: regulation of DNA-templated transcription. The record is from RefSeq and is a predicted model, not a curated record.